This is a messenger RNA of Lepisosteus oculatus (spotted gar), 4531 nucleotides long. It is a transcript of the gene canx, whose product is annotated as calnexin. Lineage: Eukaryota; Metazoa; Chordata; Actinopteri; Semionotiformes; Lepisosteidae. Gene Ontology annotation, molecular function: calcium ion binding. Gene Ontology annotation, biological process: protein folding. Gene Ontology annotation, cellular component: endoplasmic reticulum membrane; endoplasmic reticulum. The record is from RefSeq and is a predicted model, not a curated record.
UCAUAGACGGGCAUAGGAGGGGAUUUGGUGUCAGAGUUCUUCAUUGUAACUGACACGUGAUUGUGCAGUAGUUCCAGGUAGUAACGUCUUAUUGCUGGAGACUAUGGAGCUUAAGUGGAGGCUGUGCAUGUUGCUGCUGGCCCUAGGCUGGACUUCUACCCUGGUCCAGGCCGACAGCGAGGAUACAGACAUCGAUGUGGAGGACGAUCUCGAUGUAGCUGGGGAGGAGGAAGAGGAGCCGAAGCAGGCCAGCCCCCCUUCUGCUCCCAAGGUAACCUAUGAGGCUCCUGUUGCAACCGGCGAUUUCUACUUUGCUGAGUCCUUUGACAGAGGAACCUUGGAUGGGUGGAUUUUGUCAAAAGCUAAGAAGGAGGGUAUUGAUGAAGAAAUUGCAAAGUACGAUGGCCAAUGGGAAGUGGAAGAAAUGGUCGACUCCAAACUCCCUGGAGACAAAGGCCUCGUCCUGAAGUCUCGUGCCAAACACCACGCCAUCUCCGCCAAACUCCUGAAGCCUUUCGUCUUUGACACCAAGCCCCUCAUUGUUCAGUAUGAGGUAAAUUUCCAGACUGGAAUUGACUGUGGUGGGGCUUAUGUGAAACUCCUUUCCCAAACACCUGAUCUGAACUUGGAUCAGUUUGUGGAUAAGACCCCAUACACCAUUAUGUUUGGGCCUGACAAAUGUGGAGAGGACUACAAGCUGCACUUCAUCUUCCGCCACAAGAACCCCAAAACAGGAGAGUAUGAGGAGAAGCAUGCCAAGAAACCUGACGCAGACCUCCGCACCUACUACACUGAUAAGAAGACCCACCUUUACACCCUGGUGCUGAACCCAGACAACAGCUUUGAGAUCCUCAUCGACCAGACAGUCGUAAAUAGUGGGAAUCUCCUGAAUGACGUGAGCCCUGCAGUCAACCCCCCUGCCGAGAUUGAAGAUCCUGAUGACAGGAAGCCUGAAGACUGGGAUGAGAGGCCCAAGAUCCCAGACCCUGAUGCAGUCAAGCCUGAGGACUGGGAUGAAGAUGCUCCAGCAAAGAUCCCGGAUGAAGAAGCUACAAAACCAGAGGGCUGGUUAGAUGAUGAACCAGAAUACGUCUCAGACCCUGAUGCAAUCAAGCCUGAGGACUGGGAUGAGGAUAUGGAUGGUGAAUGGGAAGCUCCUCAGAUCCCCAACCCUAAAUGUGAAACUGCCCCUGGCUGUGGUGUUUGGCAGAGACCCGUGAUUGACAAUCCCAACUACAAGGGCAAGUGGAAGGCGCCCAUGAUCGACAACCCUAAUUACCAGGGAGUGUGGAAACCUAGGAAAAUCCCCAACCCCGAUUUCUUUGAAGAUCUGCACCCCUUCCGCAUGACGCCCUUCAGUGCUGUUGGGCUGGAGCUCUGGUCCAUGUCCUCGGACAUCUUCUUCGAUAACUUCAUGAUCUCCUCGGACCGCGCCGUGGCGGAUCAGUGGGCCAACGAUGGCUGGGGGCUGAAGAAGGCCGCCGAGGGAGCUGCAGAGCCUGGUCUGGUGGGUCAGAUGAUGUCCGCAGCGGAAGAGAGACCCUGGCUCUGGGUGAUCUACAUCCUCACGGUGGCCCUGCCUGUCUUCCUCGUGGUUGUCUUCUGCUGUUCUGGAAAGAAAAAGCCAUCUGCUGCAGAAUACAAAAAAACGGAUGAGCCCCAGCCUGAUGUGAAGGACGAGCAGGAGGAGGAAGAAAAGGAAGAUGGUGAGGAGGAAGAAAAGGAAGAUGGUGAGGAGGAAGAAAAGGAAGAUGAGGAGAAACCAGAGGAGAAGAAGAGUGAUGGAGAAGAGGGCGCAGGGGAGCACAGCCAGGAGGAAGAGGAGGAAGGGGAAGAACGUGAUGCUGAUAAAACUGCCAAGAAAAAAGAGGAUGUCCUGAGACAGUCUCCCAGAAACAGAAAACCCAGAAAAGACUGAUGGACACCCUGGUUCAUGCAGCUCCCGGGGAGCCUUCUGCUACCACAACUCUGGACUAUCUCACAGCAGCAACAAAACAGCAGCAACAUGUUUUUAAGAGUGAAACAAUCGUGACCAUGAACUGUGGCAAUGAUUAAUGAUAAAGUAGAGACUGGCUGUACAAAAACUAUUUCAUUCCUUAUAAUGCAGCUGACACUAGCCUUGGGACCCAACACAACUGCCAUUUCACCCAUAGCUUUUAAGAACAGACAGUAUUGAUUUGUGCUUUAAUGAACACUACAAUUACAUUUUUUUGUAUUGGAUGAAAGUCAAGACAUCAGAUAAUACCAAACCCCUGCACUAGGUUUCACAUCUUAAGUUCCCCUGUUUGAGAUGGAUGAAUCAAUGAACACAGACUGGAUUGUUUAACGUCUAUUUAAAGGGGUGUUUCAGAUGUAUCGUCUAAAAAUACUGCAUAUAUUGAACCUGAGAACAGGGUUUGAUAUGUGAAUUGAAAUUGUGAUCCGUUUCUUUGUGUUGGAUCAAGUGUUCAUUCAGGUCUGUAUUUGUUAAUUAUAAUAGCCCAUUAAGGAUACUUGCUCUGUUAAUUUUACAGUCCAGAACUUUCUGUGGUAAAUGUGGUCUUCCUUCUACUGUUCAGAGGCCUGUGAUGGCUCAGACUAAAGGGAGUUCAAUUGGGGGCCCUUAGGUUAGAAAAUGCUGCCUUGUUAUUCAAGAAGGCCAGGAUUUCUGAAUGAGUUCCUGAAUGUAAUGUGAGAGGAUGUUUUUUUUUAAUAUAUUACUUCUUGAGCAUUUUUUAUUUUUUAAUUUUCAUUUCCAUCAUUGUUAGUAUUAGAAUAUUUUUAGUUAGAUAAAAUGGAGGGACAGUAUACAGUCUAUAAAGGAAAAUAAAGUUUUGCAUUCCUUAGAUGAAAAGUCAGCAACUGGUGAAUUAAACGCUUACAUGCUGAUGUGAAUAGAUGUUAAACCCAAGCGUUCAAACCUCAAAUCUGUAUGAAGAGCAUACACUUGAUCUGGGAGUUUCCAGGACUGUUCCGCCUCUGACAUAAGGUACUACCCAUUCCUACGUGAGUACUUUGGUGCACAUCCUGUGAUCUAAUUUCCUGGCUAUAAAAGGUGCCAACACAGAAGUGCCUGGUUGCUUUCUGAGUUUCAGGCAUCAAGCCUAUUUAAUCCUGCAUUUAUUCGUGAUGAUAAACGCAGAGAAGAAUCUGAAAUGUUAUCCUAAACCCCCAACACUUUAUUCUCCAGAACAAGGUCACAGUUGUCUUGGUAUAAGGGCUGCAGAUUUUAAAGGGCUUUCAGUGCUUGCUCCUGGCCAGCUACUAAACACUUUUUUCUUCUGUCAUGUCUUAACUGAUUGCACUGACUUCAAAACUGAAUAAAAGUUGCUCUUCUUAUUUGCUGUAUUACAAAUGGAAUUCCAUUUUGUAUACAUUAUGAUAAUGAAUAUUUUGAUAUUGGUUUUCCUGUAGGCAAAGUGCAGUAUUUAUUACUUUUAAUGAUGUUACUGAUGAGCCAUGAUGUACUAACAUCUACAGCAUUCAGGGUAUCAGCCUUUUGAAUAGAAGGAGCAGGCCUUUACUUUGUACAGCUCGGGCUGCAUUGCUGCAUCUGAUAAUGGAAAGCUGUUUUGAAAAAGUCACGUUUUAUUGAGAGAUGGUCCAAAAAUCUAAAAUAAAAAUACCAAGGAUUGCUCUCAGUUUCAUAUUUAUGGAAUGCUAAACUUUGUUCUGGGGGAAUUUAACAGCUUGAAGAAAUAACAUUUUAAAGAGUUAUGAUUGGCACACAUUGUUGGCAGCAUGUCAUACGUCUGCUACUGUCCAAAGAAACCAAUUAUCCCACUGCACAAAAAUAAAAUAAUUUGACAUGAAGAGAUGUAGGGGUGGCUGAACUUCUUUGGCUAUUUUUCAUUCCAAGUAGUUCUUCUGAGAACUGAUGGUGUUCACAUGGAGAUAUUGAGGACAUCAGUACCACCAGCUCUUCAACCGAAAGAGCUACAGACUAAAAUCAUUCUGACAUGGUGUUUUGUUACUUUCAUUCAUUUAUUUUUAAUAACCAAGUUCAGAUCAAUUUGAUGGGCUAAGCUUUCUAUUUCUCCAUCAACCUGUUUCUUUUCUUCCAAGUCAGUUUGAUAGGAUUGGGAGAGUCCAGGCAUAUCUAAAAGUUAUAAAAACAUCUGGAUUGGUGAAAAGCUCUUGGUAAAAAAACAAAACCAAGGUGAGGUUCCCCCCCCCCCCCCCCUUGUUCUAGAAAUAUGGUUUACUAUUUUAAAGUGGUCAUGUAUUUCAGUUCCUAUUUCUAAAGCCUAACCUUGAUUCAUCCACUCUUUCAUAGAUGUGUGCUGUUCCUCACGGAGUUUCUGUGGAAUUAUGGAACGUCGGUUACCAGUUCCUAACACAUUAAUCAUGCACCAAAUAGAAUAAUAGAUGGAAUUUUGAGAUAAAAUAUUGUACAAUAAAUUUGAGUUUGGGCUAUUACCAUUUUGUUUUUGUCUCCACAAAAUUCAUAAUUUCUUCAGAGUUGAUGUCUUUUUAUUUGGUGGGACACUUAAAUGCAGUUGUAUAAAUGGAUCUGUGGAAUGUUUUGCAGAGAAAUAAAACAUUGAUGGAU